This is a messenger RNA of Amaranthus tricolor (Joseph's coat), 1065 nucleotides long. RefSeq names its product wax ester synthase/diacylglycerol acyltransferase 11-like. Gene Ontology annotation, biological process: triglyceride biosynthetic process. Gene Ontology annotation, cellular component: plasma membrane. Gene Ontology annotation, molecular function: long-chain-alcohol O-fatty-acyltransferase activity; diacylglycerol O-acyltransferase activity. The transcript is spliced from 2 exons. Bases 1 to 885 code for a protein of 294 amino acids. The record is from RefSeq and is a predicted model, not a curated record. Lineage: Eukaryota; Viridiplantae; Streptophyta; Magnoliopsida; Caryophyllales; Amaranthaceae.
AUGGAAGGUAAGCUGAGGAUAAACACAAAGUGUAGAAAAGCAGAAUUUGAGGAUGGCUUAGAACCAGUUAGCCCUCUUACUGAAUACUUGCUUACUGAGAGUUUUACACUCUUUAUUUUAGCUGUUUUUGAACUUGAGAUUUCUGUUGAUUUUUCUUCUGCAUAUUAUUAUCUCAACCAUUUAUUCCUUAAUGCUCAUCCUCGUUUCUCCUCUAUUCCGGUUGAGGAGAAAAAGGGCAAUAAAAUGUGGAAGCAAGUGGAAGUGAAUGUUGAGGAUCAUGUAAAAGUAGCAGUAUUUGGCGAAGAUAAAUCAACAGAAUAUUAUAGUAAUCAGUUUGAUAUAUACAUAUCCCAAUUAGCAAAUUCAAAAAUGUCACUACAAAAACCCUUAUGGGAACUCCACAUAUUUAACUACCCAACAAUAAAUGGAGCAAAAGCAACCAUAAUAUUCAAGUUUCAUCAUGCACUUGCUGAUGGUAUUUCUCUCAUGGGUGUUGUCUUAUCUUGUGUUCAAAGACAUGAUGACCCUUUUAAGCCUCUCAGUUUUCCAACUAAAACUACAACUUUAAGACCCAAAAACAGUCCUGAUGCUUUUAUGAAAGUUCUUAACUUUGUGCCUCAAUUUAUGGCUUCUGUCUUCUAUUCGUUUUAUUAUUUUGGGCAAAGUCUCAGGAUGUUAUACCAUGAAGAUGAUCGGACUCCUGUUAGGCCUAAAAAUAUAAAGUGUGCUCCAUUAUGUGCAUCCAUUCAAACACUCACUUGGUCUCUUACUGAUGUCAAAAGAAUUAAAACUGUUCUUGGUGUGGUAAGACGUGCAAUAACUCAUGCCUUAGCUUGUUUGCUUUUUGGUUGGCUUUCUUAUUUGUUUUAUGCUAUGUUUGGAUAGAACUAAUGUGAGAGAAGUUCAACAACCAUUUAUUCUUUCAUUUAGAUACAAAAACAAAGAAAUGGAAAACAAAGUUUUGGGGGGAUUCAAAGACAUGGUAUGCAUUGCAGAUUCAAUAUUCGUUGGUGCAUAUGAAGCUGAUUGCCCAUUGGUCGAGGUCAUGAAAGCCUAAUGUGGUUA